GAUUAGAACUGCUGAUUUGCUCUCAUUCGUCUCUACAGAGUCUAAAAGUAAACUCGGAGAAGAGCUGUUAAAAACGCUGCUGUCAAAUUGGGAAGUGUUUGAGACGAGCAGUCUCAUGUCACCUGACCACAAGAUACAGUUGGUGGAGAUAGUGAGUCUGAUGAGUGGUGUCGUGGAGAAGACCCUGUUGUCGGAGACACAGUUCUUGAGAACAAUCUACACUCUGUUACUCGACAAGACCAGCUCGAACAAACACAAAAUUGACCUCAUUAACGUCAUGAAGGGCCUGAAGCUGGAGGAGCAGACCGCCUCCCUGCGCCCAGUGUUGGAGGAGUUCAGGACAGGUCACCUCCCUCUACUCUCAACUCAGUUCACUGCGGGGAGUAUGGAGCACCGGGACUAUACCAGUCUGGUUAACUGCCUCUGUGAUGCUGCCAGUGCUACUGUAGCUACCCCUCUUAUUUCGGUGGCUACAAAAGUGGUAUGUUCUGAAGACCUCCACCCCUGUGAUGCUGCAUACCAAGCCAUGAUAUCCCAAAUAGCCACUCGGCUUAGCUCCCACAACUACUCCCAAACAACUGGUCACCUCCUACAGGCUGUCCUUCAGAAAGGAAGAGUUUGCAGGAAGGGCAUGAUACCGUUACUAAAGAAAGUUAACAAAUUAGUCCUGAUCCGUUUUACAGAGGAACACUGGCCUGACUUCUCCAAACAUCUCGAUGUUGAUGCUGCUUGUGGGUACACUGUAACGGAGAGCGUGUGUGAUAUGCUCCAGAUAUUCCUGACCCGGACAGUUCCUUCGGAUACUACUACUGAUAUAAGCAAGGACAUCAUCAGGAAUUCAGCUAAAGUGCGGGAAGUAAGUAAGUUUGGAGUGGCGGAGGACAAGUUAGCUGGGUGGUACUCACGGAAUCAAAGCCUCUACAGUCUCCUGUCAAGUGCACUCCUACAUUGUGACAAGGAAUACAAGUUUUUUGACGGUUUGGUUCUAAGUGAGAAGGGGAAUAAGAAAGUGUGGAGCAACGUUUUUCCGGAUACCUUACCUGCCGUGCUAGCCCUGGAAAAAUCCUAUGGCGAACAGAGAGAAUCUCAGGCAGCGGGUGAGGACAGUUCAAGUGAGAGUGCAGGAAGUUUCACGCUACUCUUCGAGAGUUCACUCAGUCAGGAUGUUACUCAGUACUCUCAAAAUCCUGCUCUAACCAAAACUCAAGUGCAAGAAUCGAGCACUACCGCUUCCGAGAGCUCACAGCCAAGUAACAGCAGUGAUCCACUCUACUGCUCCCUGGGGAGAGUGUUCCAGAAAUUCGUGGACAAACAGGCCUUCCUUCAACGUUUCUCAGGAAUAUUAACCGACGUGAUGAUAGAAAACAAUGUGAAAGUGUUGCUAUCCCGAGUUCUACUGAGUACGGGUGAUACUCUGCUCCCUCACCUGGGCAGCAUCUCUGAAGUGUGGGUGGGGUGGCUUGUGUCACGUGGUGUGGUGGAUAACCUGACAGAGGAGGUACUGCAGAUCUGCUUCAACCACCAGAUUAUUAUCAAUGACAGGAUGACGUGUUCAGAUCUCCUGGUGCUCCUGCUAACUCAGUGCACUGUAGACACCCCCAUCUCUAACGACCUAAUAGGUCUCUCCAGCCACCUCCUCUCGGUGUGGUCCUGCUCUCCCAUAGACAUCAGUGUCUUCUCCCCCCACCUCCUCCUCACCAACAGCACUACCAGUAAGAACGCCUGCAGAUCCCUCAAACUCCUCCUCGACUCCUCCUGUGUCCUGAUGUGUGGAGACAAACUGUUUGACCCUCUGAUCCAGCUAGUGAAGAUGUCUCAGAAGAAGGUGUACGGACCAGCUGCAGUUGUGCUGGGACUGCUGCUCUCCUGGAUCAAGCGCAACUGUGCUCAACUCUACCCGGAGUCUGUUAACUUGUUGAAUGAUCUGUGUCUUGCUCUCUUCAGGGACCAGGUCCAGCUCCUUAAGUUCAUAUCUGUAGUUCAUGCUGUUAGUAAAGGUCACUCGGAAACAGCUACGCGCUUUCAAGGACAACUAAUGGAUAAUCUGAGCAGGAUAUACGGGAAACCCAAGUCACUUGUGAUAGAGACCCUGAGUAUGUCGGGGGAGGAGAGAAGUGUGGUGGUGGCUCUAGAGAAGAGUGGACUGGAGAAACUGAUGAGAGAUACUGAUAUUCAGAUUACAGUGGCUAAUGCUCUUAUCAAAUCAGCUGACUCCAUCAGCAGUGAUCAGAUGUUAUCUAUUUUGGAGGACAUGAAGAAAAUCAUCGGCACUUCAGGAGAAGAAUGUAAAAAAUUGCUCCUAAGCUUCACUAUCAAGUGUUAUGAAAAGUCCUCAAACACGAUCAUCACAGAAAAUUGCAUUCCCAUCCUUAUUCGAGCUGUUUGUGACAAAGACCUCCGCCAGAUUGCAGUAGAAUUUUGGUACUCAACUUUGCCAACUACUGUUAAAAACCGUUUCGAGAAGCUUGUGUCACUCUACUCCUUUGAGGUUGAUGACGUUUUCCUGAGAUCUGUUGCAAUAAUUCUUUUAUCACUCGGUGAAUUAUCCUCAUCAUAUCAAAGCCCACUUUAUCUCAAGCCUCUAGCAACAGACCUAUCAUGGCAAGAUCAGGAUAUAUCUGGUACAUUUAACUUUGAACAAAAGCAGCGAGGCAAAGUUCGGGCCACUCAGAAAGUUUUCCAGUUUUCUCAGACACAAGCCGACCAGUUCAGUCGUGGUCACAACACAAAAUCUGUGAUGCAGACUCCCAGAGGAUUCCUAUCACGAGGAUCUGGUGGGUCUCAGAGGGCAUUGUCCUACAGCGAGUUAACUACAGCAAGGAUGAGAGCUGAGAGACGUCAGCAGUCUCAGCAAGCUCGCAGCAAGGCUAUCCAUCUAGUGAGGAAUUACCGAGCUGGAGAGCUCCCUGACAUUCAGAUCACCUACCAAGAUCUGAUCAGACCUAUGGGUGCUAUCGCUAACAUCUCUGAGAAAUUCGCUUCCUUUACCCUACAAGCUCUUCUGGAAGAUGAAGAUAAACUUGAUCUACAGGGCGGUAUUUUAUUGAUCUUGAGAACAACCUCUAACCAGGGUCUCGCGAAGUUCUGUAUUGAACUUUGUGUCAAGCAGUCCUACGUUGCUGAUGAUGCUGCCUCUCUUGCUAUUCGUCACCAUCAGUAUAGCUUGGGAGUCCUCUGGACUGAGGAAGCAAUCACUAAAUGUGGUAAAGAUGAGAGGGGUUGGGGUGAGCUGUGCAGCAUAUACGGAGCAAUCGGGGAUCACGAUGCUAUACUCGGCAUCAGGAAACACGAGAUGAGUACAGAACCAGGAUUGCUAGAAGCUAUCACAGCAAUGUCUCUAAAGAACUUUAGUUUAGCUGCUCAGAGAUUCAAGGAUCUUGGCGGUCCACCUCAAACUGAUAUGCUGGACUGCAUGUUAAACCUAUGUCAGUGGAAUGAGUUGGAUGAUCACCUAGAGGAUCUUCCACCCUCUUCCUUCUCCGCUCGAAUCCAACUAUCCAGCAUGUCCCACGCUACUGAAACCUUCUCACUGGCCGAACUAGAAAAUAUUGCCACCAAGUUUGAGGGACAUCUUCAAGUUGAUACUCACGGCAUACUGGCAUUGCUUUUCCACUUAAAGGAAAAUGACGACAAAGCUCUGGCUCAAAUUUACAAGGGUGUUCAGAGUUUCCUGGCAGAAUGGAGAGUCUCUCAACAGAAUGUCCAGAAGAAGAACACCCUACAUCCAUGUCAAGCACUAGCUGAACUGUACGACCUGGUUCACAACGGUUCCCAGCUUGCUUCACACUGGAGUUCGUGCUACCCUGAGGAUAUCUCAACUCCCUUCACUAUUUGGCAGUGUUUGCUGAACCAACGCAGACUGCUCCCUGGUAACACUUCUGACGAAAUGGACAACUCCUGCUCUUAUACCGAGUCUGACUCUCUGAUGGAGGAUCGUACUGGUGGAGAUAACAAGUACGGGCUAAUAUUCGCUGCUGUCCAAUCUGCUCUUAAACAAAACAGUGCUAGUAUUGCAAAGAGACUGGUUCAACAGAUUGAUGUGAACGAGCUGUAUGGUGAGGAUCUGAUCAAGUACUACGGGAUCGGAACUGAGGUGGUUAUUAGGAGUGUUGAGGAAGCUAAUUCCACUGUAUCUGAGAAUAUCUCGAGACUGGAAGGAAUGUUGGGAAUGCUCGAUGAGGAGCAGUUUGUAUCCAGUGCACGGUUGAAGCUCAAGAUGGCACAGUUGCUCUUUAAGAACCAGUCUGUAAGUCGUCAUGAACCUGGUGUCCUGUAUGCUGAGGGAAUGGAAACACUUACUCGGAUUGACUGUUCCACUUUCAACGAAAACAGUGUUAAAAACUACGAUGUUGUCAUAGAGAUGCUCUCUUCCGAGAUACAGAAACCAACCUUAGCACUUAUUGAUAGUCAACAAUCUGAUAUAAAGCUUGUCUUUCAGAACGUCACUCUGACUGCUAUGAGGUAUAAUAGCAGAAAAGCGAGACUGAUGUUCCCUUACGUCUUGCAAUCUAUCAGUGGAGAGCAAGCCAAGUCUGACUUCCUUAAAAAGUGUUCUGAGAUACCGUCGUGGAUGUUUAUAGAAUGGUUAUCUCAACUAUUGGCGUUUGUCCCCACUCCUCUUGGCAAUGCAGCUGUUCAAGUAUUGAAGAUCAUAGCGCUGGACUAUCCUCAUGCUUUGUCUUAUUCUUGGAGGGUAAGCCUAGAGGAUUGGAAGGAUCUAGAGGGAGAGGUAAACUCAGUUGUUAGCGAGAUAAGUGGGUUAGUGACAAGUGAGGACUUAAAUCCGUUUCUCGAAGCUCUGGCAACUCUGACUCCCCCUGUAAUGCUGCUGAAAGAUCUGAUCGAGGAGAUGGCAGUAAAGGCGAACAAGGGCUCUCAAAACAGUUAUCUGGACAAAAUAACGGAGAAAUUGUUUUGUAAGAAUUCGUUGUCAGACAUCAGAAACUCCUUCGCUGCCAAACACAAACAAUCCUGGAGCUCACUCGUCAGCAAGUUGAACAAGGUUGACGUAAAGAAGAAAGUGGAGGAAUUGAAAAAAUAUCAACAAAAAGUAGGAAUGGACGGAGAGAAACAGCCAGGAAAAAGGAAAAAAGGCCCCAAACUUUCCGAUUACUCGAAAUGGUUCACCAAGUACCAAGCUGGAUCCUUAGAGCUGCCAGGUCAGUACAGUGGGAUUGACAAACCUAACCCGUCGUACCACAAAAAGAUAGCUAAGUUCGAGGAAACGGUCACCGUUCUGGCUUCUCUCAGAAAGCCAGUUAAGAUAAAUAUUCUUCUGGACAACGGAAAAAAACGUAGCGUUCUGGUGAAGGGUGGUGAGGACUUGCGAACUGAUCAGAGAGUCAUGCAGUUACUGAAAGUGAUGGAUGACAAGUUGAGAACCACUCUGAAAGAUGCUUCCUUGCGAACAUACGAUGUUAUCCCUCUUACUAACAAUUUAGGAAUGAUAGCGUGGUUACCGAACACGACUACAAUUAAAAGUGUGUUAUUUGAUGAUACUGAUAAGCAUGUGGCUGAUAAAGUUAAAGCAGAACAUUACGCGUGGGUGAACAGAUUCGGGAGUAAGACAGAUAACAUUCCAGCUUGUUAUAAAAAGAUGUACCAGAGAUGCAGUUUAGAUGACGUUGUGCUCCAGAGUGAGAGACUCUCCGGUCAGAUCUCUCCCACUAAACUCAAAUCAGUUCUGGUUAAUCUCGCCAGAUCGCCUGACUCUUUCGUUUUACUUAGAAAGAAGUUUGUAUCUACGUAUGUGAGCAUGUGUUUAUGUCACUGGAUACUCGGAGUGGGAGACAGACAUCUUAACAACUACCUGCUGGACACUACCUCAGGGGAACUUAUUGGGAUUGACUUCGGUCACGUCUUCGGCACUGCCACCACGUUGCUGCCAGUACCAGAACUGCUCCCGUUUCGAGCAACACCACAGUUUACCGGAGUAUUUGCCCCGCUGGGAGUUGAAGCUGCUAUUAGGGGUCCCAUGACACGUGCACUUACUUCUCUUAGGGAGAUCAGAUCUGUUCUGUUCUGUCUGAUGGACGUGUUUGUUAGGGAGCCUACUCUGGACUGGUGUAAAUACUCAACAAAACAUUCCACUAAACAAGGUCAAGCUAGUGAAGACAGCUGGUAUCCAAAAGCAAAAGUAGAGACAGCACGCAAGAAACUGGAACUAGGCAAUCCUAGUGAGAUAUUACGGGACGAGCUCAAGGAAAAUGUUCAUGUCGGAAAGGAACAAGCGUUUAGUCACGUGGCUUUAGGAACAAGAAAGCUUCAUGCUCGUGCUAAGGUGGGAGCUGUAUGUGCAAGUGUGGAUGAACAGGUUAUGUGCCUGAUUGAGCUUGCUUCUGAUCCGAACGUGCUGGGCAGGCAAUACUUUGGACUUGAAACUUGGUUAUAAGUGCGCUUAUCAUAAGGUCAUACUGAGAUAGGUCCCUUAUUUAUAUUACUUAUUUAAGUAUUUAUAACGAAACGACAGACUAUACUGUACUGGUACAUGUAUCACUAGAAUAAUUUUAUUAUUUUAGUUGAAAGUUAUCUCAUAUCUAGUAAGCCUUGGUGGCUUCAUGAUAAUAUAUUGUCAAAGUUGAUCCUAAUGAAUGUUGAUGAUAUUAAUGUUUAUGACUAUCAUUUUCUUAUUUUUCAUAAAUAGUUAAGAUUUUAGUUUUCAGUUUUCACGCCUUGAUUAGGUAGUUAUUUGUACAUUUAUUUUUAGAUGUUUUAUUUUAUUAUUUCUUAUGAUAUUAACUUAUACCAGCUCGACAGUCCCAAUCUUAUCUAGCCCACCAAGACCAUGCCACAUGUGCACGCGUCCAUUCAAUGAGAGUUAAGACGUAAAAUUUGGUCCUUCAAAUAUUAUAAUCUUGGUACCAAAAGUUGCGUCUGAUCAAGCUAAUUACGAUCCUGUAAAAAUUAUUUCAAAAUAUUCGAUAUUUUAGGAGUUACAGGCAUUUUAAGCAAGAAAUUACUCAUUUUUCGUCCUUUUUACACACUUGUAACGUACAGGAGGCCCACAUACAGCUCGUCCUUAUCGUGCCGCACAGUGAAUUUGAUUUUGCAUUAUUCACACUUAGAUUUUAAAGGCUUUUGGUACCAAAUUUCUCAAAAUCGGAGACAAAAAAUUCGGUGCCAACUCAUGGCGCUUAUUAAUAUUACAUAGCACAUAGACUAACAAGUUUGAAGUUAUAUUAACAAAGUUACAAAACCUACAGUUACACUGAAUAAACAUUUACAUAUUGGCCAAAGUUACUGGUUACGUUACAUGUUAAAAAAAGGAAGCUAACGUUUGGCAACGUUUCAACGGGACCGGUAGCGGUAGCAUUUGACAUACCCGUUCACUGUUGGGAAUUACUAACGCCAACGGGUGAAACCUUAUGUCUUACAAUAUUUGUUCCAAGACUGACAACGAGUCCAACUCGGCGCACGUCUUGGUUUGUUAUACAAGGGAAUUACUAUUAGUUAAAUAAAGUUGGUAGUUAAAUGUUUAAUAGUUCAUACGUAUUGUCUUAUUAUAUUUAUAUGUAUCAUGUAUAUCCAUUUGUGAUUUUAAGUAUAUUGGAUUCACUAAAUUUAAUCAAUCUGCA
Bolinopsis microptera is the source of this 7574-nucleotide messenger RNA. RefSeq names its product DNA-dependent protein kinase catalytic subunit-like. NCBI's taxonomy places the organism in Eukaryota, Metazoa, Ctenophora, Tentaculata, Lobata, Bolinopsidae. The transcript has 25 exons. Gene Ontology annotation, cellular component: nucleus. Gene Ontology annotation, molecular function: DNA-dependent protein kinase activity. The coding region runs from base 116 to 6391 and encodes 2091 amino acids. The record is from RefSeq and is a predicted model, not a curated record. Gene Ontology annotation, biological process: double-strand break repair via nonhomologous end joining; telomere maintenance; protein phosphorylation.